AUGUCUGACAAGCAGCAAUCCGUCACCGUUCACUAUGGAAAUCAAAGAAUUCGCAUGCCAGUUGACUUGAACGAAACUCUUGGAAGUUUUAUUGAAGAUUUGGUACGAAAAGCAGACAUCCAUGAAAAGAAAAUCAAGCUUUUUUACGCAGGAAAACGAUUGAAGGACAACAAUACACCACUGUCAAAAUUUGGUUUGAAGAACCAUAGUAAGAUCUUGUGUAUAAAACCACAGAAGCAGCAUCUCCCUGAAAGAGAGACAGGAGAAAAGGGUGCUCAAAGUGAAGAGCAGAAUCCCGCGUACUCACGUAUAUUGGGCGAAAUUCAGGCCAUUGACGAAUACAUCAGCAAAGACCUUACACCUAUUUACAACACUUAUCUUCAUGAGAGUUUCGACGAUAAACAGAAGAAGGAUAAGCAAAAGCUGAUGGCUUAUGAGCUUUUGUUGCAACAACUAUUGAAAUUGGAUGGCGUCGAUGUUAUGGGAAGUGAAAAACUCCGCACGAAACGAAAAGGUCUUGUAGCGAAGAUCCAAAAAAUGCUCGAUGAUGUGGAUGAGAUAAGCAAGAAACAUUCCAUUUAA
Messenger RNA from Schizosaccharomyces osmophilus, 582 nucleotides. It is a transcript of the gene bag101, whose product is annotated as BAG family molecular chaperone regulator Bag101. Gene Ontology annotation, molecular function: protein-folding chaperone binding; adenyl-nucleotide exchange factor activity. Gene Ontology annotation, cellular component: nucleus; cytosol; membrane. The transcript has a single exon. The record is from RefSeq and is a predicted model, not a curated record. Lineage: Eukaryota; Fungi; Ascomycota; Schizosaccharomycetes; Schizosaccharomycetales; Schizosaccharomycetaceae. Gene Ontology annotation, biological process: protein stabilization. The coding region runs from base 1 to 582 and encodes 193 amino acids.